Messenger RNA from Chenopodium quinoa (quinoa), 1537 nucleotides. Its product is annotated as flavonol synthase/flavanone 3-hydroxylase-like. The transcript has 3 exons. The coding region runs from base 330 to 1370 and encodes 346 amino acids. The record is from RefSeq and is a predicted model, not a curated record. NCBI's taxonomy places the organism in Eukaryota, Viridiplantae, Streptophyta, Magnoliopsida, Caryophyllales, Amaranthaceae.
GGUAACAUCUAUAGAGUGAACCACAUUCACCCACGUCACUCUAGAAGAUCAGUUGUCCUCUUGCGCAGUAGUGUCGUUAAAUUAGCUUUGUUAAACAUCAGACCAUUUACUAUCUUUUUUGAAACUUUAGUAUCGGGGGUAGUUGCGCUAAAUAUGGCUAUAUAACGGCUUCAUCUUUUCUGCAUGACUUGCAUUAUUAUAAUAUCUCCAACCUUCUACCGUUACUCUUCUUUGAAAGGGAGUUGCAUGUUGUAUUAGCUAGCCUAGUGAUUACAAGCUAAGAGAAAAACAUCUGAUUAAUUACUAAUUAGAGCGAGCUGAGGUUAAUAAUGGAGGUAGAAAAAGUGCAAAACAUAGCCUUAAAGUUCAAUAACAACAAUAGUAAUAGCAGUAGAAUAAUAGAAGAGAGCAGCAUUCCAAAGGAGUUCAUAAGGUCAGAGAACGAGCAGCCAGCAAUAACAACGGUGCAUGGUACUGAACUUGAAGUGCCAACCAUUGAUCUGAGCGAGGCCAACGAAGAUGAACUGGUUGAUCUGAUUUCAAAGGCCAGUGAAGAAUGGGGUUUAUUCCAAGUCGUAAAUCAUGGGAUUCCUACACAAGUAAUUCAGGAUCUGCAAAAGGCGGGCAGGGAUUUCUUUGAGCUUCCCCAGGAAGAGAAGGAAGUCUAUUCAAAACCACCACCUGGUUAUAAGGGUAGUGAAGGUUACAGCAACAAGCUUGGUAAGAAUAUUGAUACUGUUAGGCCUUGGGUUGAUCAUUUGUUCCACAACAUUUGGCCUCCCUCUGCUAUCAACUUCCAUUUUUGGCCUAAGAAUCCUCCAUCUUACAGGAAGGCCAAUGAAGAGUACGCGAAAUACUUGAUAGGGGUAACAGAGAAGCUUAUGAAAUGCUGGUCAAAGGGACUGGGUUUGGAAGAGCAUAAGAUAAGAGAGGGAGGAGGUGGUGAUGAAAUGGUGUAUCUGGCAAAGAUCAAUUACUAUCCACCAUGUCCUCGCCCUGAAUUAGCACUUGGAGUGCCAGCUCACACCGAUUUGAGUUUACUUACUAUACUUGUUCCCAAUGAUGUAGCCGGCCUUCAAGUUUGUAGGGAUGGUCUUUGGUACAAUGUCCGCUACAUUCCUAAUGCCCUCAUCAUCCACAUAGGUGACCAACUUGAGGUUCUUAGCAAUGGAAAAUACAAGGCAGUGCUUCACAGAACAACUGUCAACAAAGAAAAAACAAGGAUGUCAUGGCCCGUCUUCAUUGAGCCCCCACCACACCACGAGGUGGGGCCUGUCCCGGAGCUCAUCACCGAAAACAAUCCGGCCAAAUAUAAGACUAAGAAGUUUGCAGAUUACAAAUAUUGUAAACUUAACAAGCUCCCUCAGUGAUAGAUAAUAUGAGUUUGAGCUAGCUGGUUCAUCCGCUUUAAACUACCUUUUACAGUUCCUGCAUCUUUUUUACUAUUUUUUUUUUCCUUAAGAGGAAUUUCAUUUUGUAUCCUGGCAAUUUAGCCUAUGAUUUGCUUUCUGAAUAAACUCAUUGCUUUCACUGCAAA